CCAUAAACAGCAAAGAGAGCAUGUUGGUGAAGGUGGCAUCUGCCUCUCGCUCUGUCUCGCCGGGGUGGCUGAGUGUAGCAGUAGGAGCUGCAUUUGGUAGGUGUAGCUGUGAAUUCCCAUAAACACUCUGCCGUGUUGUGGUUGUUCGUUGGCAGUACGAGCUCGUUGAGAAUACAAAGCACUUCAAAGGGAGCUUUCAAGGGAUGUUUCUUCGUUUAGAAUAAAAUGUAAAUACUGUGUGACCUCAAAACGGGGAAAACCUCAUCCAUGGAGUAGAAAAGGGGAAGUGCUCCCGUGCAUAGUAAAAUCAGGAACAGCUCUACAACUGCUUCCUAUUCCAAAUAGGGCACCGACAAAGCAGUAAUAACUUAAAGGCUUGAAGCUGCCAAGGAGUUUGACCUGCUUACACUAAAUUCGUGCUCUGGGUUCUUUUCUAGAGAAGUCCUUCUCCUUUCUCUGAUGGAGAUUAACCCUCAAGGGCUAAAGGUUGCUUUGUUCCAUUUCUACAUGUGUUUGUGCAAAUGUGGGACCCCGAGAGACUGCAUUGUGCUGAAACCCAGCACGGGUAUUCUGCUCUCAGAGGUGAAAAGCACACUCAGGAUAACGUGUAUCUGUCUCUUUAUUAGGUUUUUAAGAAUUGUUUUCCUUUGUUCCCUCCCCCAGGCAGAAUGGAAUUCAGGAAGAUGGGAUUACCCUGUGAUAAAGCUGACCCAUUGUGCUGCCUUUCAGCAUUUUCUUUAUCUCAUUUCCAGGGAAGGAACUCCCUCUCUUUCCCAUAAGGCUGUCCCUAUCCUUUUGAUGGGUUUAUACAGGAUUUCCUGCUGAGUCAAUAGCGGAGGAUUGCAGGGAGAUAGCAGUCGGGAUUCGCAGGGAGCCAGUGCUCAGUCGGAGGAGGUUCAGCCCGGCGGAGGCAGAGCAGCGCUGCCUUUUGACUUAUCCCUUGGAGCCCUCCACCCAGUCCCUCCAUGUCCAUAGCCAGCAAGCAUUUCUCUCAUCAUGAGCUCUGAAUUAAACGUUCCAGUGGAUCCUUCCACUCCUGCUUGCUGCUCUGAGCCUGGCACAAAGGGCAUGGAUUAUCGGGACUGGGUCCGGCGCAGCUACCUGGAAUUGGUGACGUCCAACCACCACUCUGUUCAAGCCCUUUCCUGGAGAAAAUUGUACCUGAGCCGAGCUAAACUGAAGGCCUCCAGCAGAACCUCUGCUCUGCUCUCUGGAUUUGCAAUGGUCGCCAUGGUGGAGGUGCAGCUGGAGGUGCAGUACAAGUACCCCCAGAUGCUGCUGAUCGCCUUCAGCGCCUGCACGACGGUGCUGGUGGCCGUGCACCUCUUCGCCCUCCUCAUCAGCACCUGCAUCCUGCCCAACGUGGAGGCCGUGAGCAACAUCCACAACCUGAACUCCAUCAGCGAGUCCCCACACGAGCGCAUGCACCCCUACAUCGAGCUGGCCUGGGGCUUCUCCACCGUCCUGGGAAUCCUCCUUUUCCUUGCCGAAGUCGUGCUCCUGUGCUGGAUAAAAUUCCUGCCAGUGGGCUCCAUCCUGAAAAACGAGACCACCAACGUGGAGAAGCCCAGCAGCCACGCGGGGUGGCAGUCAGCACUGGUGUCCACCAUCAUCAUGGUCCCCGUGGGUCUGAUUUUUGUCGUCUUCACCAUCCACUUCUACCGCUCCUUAGUGCGGCACAAAACGGAGAGGCACAACCGUGAGAUUGAGGAGCUCCACAAACUGAAAGUGCAGCUGGAUGGGCAUGACAGAGGCAUGCAGGUGGUGUGACAGAGCCUGCACACAGCUCAGCUAGGGCUGAGAGCAAAAUACCUGGUCUGCUGCUUGGUGAGACGCACCAGGGAUGGAUUUUCUUGAGGCUUAAAUCUGUAAAUGCUACUUGCCUGCCAUUUCUAGAUGUGGGUUCUUGUGCUGUUCCAUGUGCCCUGGUUCUGGUCCCACACACUUGGUACUUAAGUCGACACUGCCGUGGUGUUCGAGGUCAAAACUUCAUCUACCUUAGCAUUGGUAGCCAAAAAAUCUGUAUUUUUUACAAAUGCAAUAUUCCAUUGCCAAAAGUGAAACUGCGUCGGCUGUCCCAAAAGCCUCUGUGUGUGUGUGUGUAGGAUCUGUCUUACAUGUCAGAACUCCCUGGCUGUCAGUGCAGCCACAAUUAACUGGCAUCUCAUUCCUAGAGCAGAGCUGAUUAAUGUGGGUACCUGCAGCUGACUCAAGGAUAUCCAGGAAAGCACAACAGAAACUGAGAAUGUUGAUCACCAUUGUUCCAAAGCAAGUAUUCCAUAAAUACAGAACUAGAAAGAAAACAGCCUUAGCUUUUAUGUUCUUUUCUUGCUGUUCUUUACUAUAUUUUUACAGCUUGGGAUGUAGAAUUUUGAAUUGCAGGAGGCUGGGAAGUUCUCUCGUACUUUCUUCAGCAGCAUCUGUCACCUUAGGUUGAGUAAGUGCCAAGAUCAUGUGUUUUUUCCCAAUAAGAGGCAAGAGUGCCCAGGGAAGGCUUACAGGUGUUUUACUUUUAACAAGGACAUUCUUAAAACGGAACAGUGACAGGGAAUUUAAUGAGACAAGACUUUGAAGGACUAACAAAGCAAGUUUUAAGGAGGUAAAGGAGUGACAAGCAAGUAUUGUAGAAAUCUGCCACUGUGUCCUUUUUAUUUGUGCAUUGCUGUGAUGCCUUUUGCCCGGUUUGCUGGAGAGAACAAGCCCAGUCCUGUUUAUUUCAUCAUUUGAGGUUUUGGUUUUUUUCUAUUUUUAAUUGGCUGUAGCAUUUUUCUGUCAGAAAUGAAUGCUUCCUUCUCCCUCCACCACAGCAGAUGACUCCUCUGGUGGAACCUGGAGCUGUCCUGGCGAGCCUGAUGGAGCUGGAUCUGGCAGGAAUGCUGUGUGCUAUUAAAGAGCUAUCCCUUUCCUUUGAGCUCAUUUCUUUUUUCAGCAGCUGAGACAAUGACACUUGCAUGUCUGUGUUGCUUGGCAAGGGAAGCUUGUAAAUUCCUUAGCAUCUUCGUGGGUGAAAACUCCUGUAAAAAAAAAAAAACGAUUUUAUGAGUUUUGGUAACUUUGUGGAGAGAAAAAGAGUGUUUUGCAAUCAUCAGCUCUUUUAAGGGAAAGUCAGGCUUUCUGACACACAGGGCUGCAAGAAGCAUAAGCACAUUUUCUUGGCCCUGAUCCUGUGCUGGUUUCCUCCUCUGCACUCCAAAACUGCAGUUUCAGAGUCUCCGAAGCCUUAUAGGUUUCUGAAAUCAUUAAGGAUGUUUAUAACGUUCUAUUUAACCCUGCGCCCUUAUUCCACUGGGAUUUGAGGGCUUUAAUGGCAGUGUAUUACAUGUCAGCUUUCCAGAAGGGACAGUACAUGCAAACCCUAGGGCAGCAGGGUGAGAUUAUCCCAAUAUUCCUCUCUGGCGAGGGCCUUGGGAAACCAACUCUCAUCUCUCUUGUUUACAUGCGAAUGUGAGCGUUGCUGAACAAGUUGCUUAGCACUGUGUCUGUGGCUUUCAUCUGCUGUUCUUGCUGCAGUUGGCAUGUACCAUAUUGGCUGAUGUGCAGCAAAGAAAAUAAGUCUUUGUGUGCUAAAUGACUAAUCUGUACUCAAGUGCAUAUGCAAAAAACAAGGAGUGUCCUCCAGGAAGUGGGGUGGUCGUGAAAUUCAUAUGAACUCCCCAGGACUCUGCCCUCUCUCCCUCCUCUUUUUACCAUAAUAAAAACUAAAAGGUUUAUACAACA
Sturnus vulgaris (Common starling) is the source of this 3717-nucleotide messenger RNA. RefSeq names its product ORAI calcium release-activated calcium modulator 2 (gene ORAI2). NCBI's taxonomy places the organism in Eukaryota, Metazoa, Chordata, Aves, Passeriformes, Sturnidae. The record is from RefSeq and is a predicted model, not a curated record. Gene Ontology annotation, molecular function: store-operated calcium channel activity. Gene Ontology annotation, cellular component: membrane. Gene Ontology annotation, biological process: store-operated calcium entry.